Cygnus olor (mute swan) is the source of this 2165-nucleotide messenger RNA. It is a transcript of the gene GPR50, whose product is annotated as G protein-coupled receptor 50. The record is from RefSeq and is a predicted model, not a curated record. Gene Ontology annotation, cellular component: membrane. The transcript has 2 exons. Gene Ontology annotation, biological process: G protein-coupled receptor signaling pathway. Bases 7 to 1050 code for a protein of 347 amino acids. Lineage: Eukaryota; Metazoa; Chordata; Aves; Anseriformes; Anatidae. Gene Ontology annotation, molecular function: melatonin receptor activity.
CUGCGCAUGGAGAGGCAGGGAGGGAACGGGAGCUGCCGGCCGGGGCUUGGGGGGGGACAGGCGGUGGCCAGGGCUAACAGCGGGCUGGCGGCCGUGCUGAUCGUCACCAUCGUGGUGGACGUGCUGGGCAAUGCCCUGGUCAUCCUCUCGGUGCUGAGGAACAAGAAGCUCCGCAACGCCGGCAACAUCUUUGUGGUCAGCUUGUCUGUCGCAGACCUUGUAGUGGCAGUGUAUCCAUACCCUCUGAUCCUGAGCGCCAUUUUCCACAAUGGAUGGACCAUGGGAAACAUCCACUGCCAGAUAAGUGGGUUCCUGAUGGGCCUAAGUGUCAUCGGGUCCAUUUUCAACAUCACCGCCAUCGCAAUCAACCGCUACUGCUACAUCUGCCACAGCCUUCGGUAUGAUAAGCUCUUCAACCUGAAGAAUACCUGCUGCUACAUCUGCCUGACCUGGCUGCUCACGGUGGUGGCCAUUGUGCCAAACUUCUUUGUUGGGUCCUUGCAAUAUGACCCCCGGAUUUACUCCUGCACCUUUGCCCAGACGGUGAGCACGUCGUACACCAUCGCAGUGGUGGUGGUCCACUUCAUUGUCCCGCUGUCCAUCGUGACGUUUUGCUACCUACGGAUCUGGAUUUUGGUGAUUCAAGUCAAACACCGGGUGAGACAAGACUGCAAGCAGAAGCUCCGAGCAGCUGACAUGCGGAAUUUCUUGACUAUGUUUGUGGUUUUUGUCCUUUUUGCUGUGUGCUGGGGACCAUUAAACUUUAUUGGCCUUGCUGUUUCAAUUAAUCCUUCCAAAGUGCAGCCACACAUUCCAGAGUGGCUUUUCGUCCUGAGCUAUUUUAUGGCCUAUUUUAACAGCUGCCUCAAUGCCGUGAUCUAUGGGCUGCUUAACCAGAAUUUCCGAAAGGAGUACAAAAGGAUACUGCUGACACUCCGGACUCCCAGGCUGCUCUUCAUCGAUGUGUCCAAGGGUGGGACAGAAGGGCUGAAAAGCAAGCCGUCUCCAGCAUUAACGAACAACAACAACCAAGCUGAAAUACACUUAUGAGCCAGAACAGCAGCACAAUUUAUUCUGGGUUACCCUUGUACAUACAAUACAUAAGCCUUCCUACCACCUGUGCAUUUCACAGCUGAUGUUGGUGGACCCCAAAUGGCCACCCCCUUCUCAUGCAAGGAAGGAGUCUGGUACCUUUAUUGCUCAGCUUAUCACCGUGACAUCACAGCUUUGAGUAAGGAUUUUAAGAAUGGAACAACUGCCCUUUACCUUUUUUUAUUAUUUUUUUUCCUAUGCCAUCAUUCACUGUGUGCCUAAUGAAUUGCUUUGGUUGCUUUUGCAACAAGCAUGCCAAUACCCUCGAAAAGGGAAGUGUUCAGAGUGCAUGGAAAAAUGCAGCUAUAUUUGAAAUGCAAACUGCAAAAUUGCUGUGUAACGCAAACCAACUUUUCUCGCCUCCCUCUGAAUUCUGUUCUUUAGCAUUAACAUAACCCAAAUUACAGUAAUCAAAGUGUAAACUGCAUGACUUUGUAUCUUUUCAGUUAGGUUAGUAACGGUGUUAGCCAGCAGGCAUACACAUGAGCACAAUGACUUCCACUGCGCGUGUGUUUGUUUUCCUUUUUCCUUCUAUUACAGCUUAGUAGGCAGCCUGGGCUGAAUGCAAGGCAAACAAGCCAGACCUAGUGAGUGUCUGAUGUGCUCAUUUUAAUUGAAUCUCUACAGAUAUUAAGUACCCUUGCACCCUCCUUCCAGGCCAUGAGUAAGAGUAUAUAGCACAUGACAUAAUCUAAUUGCAGGAAGAUACUUGGAGCCUGAUUCUAAUUUAGGCAGUGUCCUGCGAUGGCCAGCAUUCGUUCCAAACAUCUAUCAGAAGUCCCUUCUGCAUGAGCAUCAUAAAAAAGAUGAACAUUAAAGAGUCCUGUCUGCUUAAUGCAGAUGCAGGCUUUUAAUAAGAGAGGAAAACUGAGUUCCGGUGAUAUUUGCACUUGGACAUGAAGGCAGAAGGGGAAGGAAGUUUUUAUUCCAAAUAUCUUUCCUUUUGCCCACCACAUAACAUGAAUUUGAUGGGGGAAAAGAGUGGAGAAUUUUAUUCCAUUUUGUUCAUGGGUGAAGCAGUGAUUAAUUCAUGGGAGCUGGGAGAGGAAAGCUACGUAAGCAUAUUCACGCAU